GGUUCGGGCGGUGCAUAAAAGGCUCCGUGGCCUAGGGCGCUCGUGACGCUGAGAACGAGAGUCUGCGGGUGUGGUUGUCUGUGCGUUCGGCCCUAGACCACGCAGGUAUAGACAGCAGCUUUCAGUCAUGGCCUCCGGCAACGCGCACAUCGGAAAGCCCGCCCCCGACUUCCAGGCCACUGCAGUGGUGGAUGGCGCCUUCAAGGAGGUGAAGCUUUCUGACUACAGAGGGAAGUACGUGGUGCUCUUUUUUUACCCGCUGGACUUCACCUUUGUGUGUCCCACCGAGAUCAUUGCUUUCAGCGAGCAUGCCGAAGACUUCCGCAAGCUGGGCUGCGAGGUGCUGGGGGUCUCUGUGGACUCUCAGUUCACCCACCUGGCUUGGAUCAACACUCCCCGAAAGGAAGGAGGCUUGGGCCCCCUGAACAUCCCCCUGCUGGCCGAUGUGACCAGAAGCUUGUCCCAUGAUUAUGGUGUGCUGAAGGAAGAUGAGGGCAUUGCUUACAGGGGCCUCUUCAUCAUCGAUGGCAAAGGUGUCCUUCGUCAGAUCACGGUCAAUGACUUGCCUGUGGGGCGCUCUGUGGAUGAGGCUCUGCGGCUGGUCCAGGCCUUCCAGUAUACGGAUGAGCAUGGAGAAGUAUGUCCCGCUGGCUGGAAGCCGGGCAGCGACACAAUCAAGCCCAACGUGGAUGACAGCAAGGAAUACUUCUCUAAACACAACUAGACUAGCAGGCAGAGGACAAGUUUGCGCCCUCUGUCCCCACCUGUGCCCCUGCCUGGGUGCCCCAUGCUGAUCCAGGAAAGGCCAGACCUGCCCCCUUAACACUCCUCAAUCUGGGACCCUGGAGGGCCGGGCUAAGGCCCUCUCAUGCCCCCACCUGGAAGCUAAUGAAUGGUGACCCCCCCCCUCCAUGGAGCUCACCAAUUGGAGCACAGGCCUAAGAUGGCCAAUAAAUUAUUAGGAACAGGUGCGAAUCUGUGUCGGUG
Molecule: messenger RNA, 987 nt
Organism: Trichechus manatus latirostris (Florida manatee)
Lineage: Eukaryota; Metazoa; Chordata; Mammalia; Sirenia; Trichechidae
Gene: PRDX2
Product: peroxiredoxin 2
Exons: 6
Coding region: 128-724 (198 amino acids)
Biological process (GO): cell redox homeostasis; response to oxidative stress; hydrogen peroxide catabolic process
Cellular component (GO): cytosol
Molecular function (GO): thioredoxin peroxidase activity
Source: RefSeq, a predicted model, not a curated record